AUGGCUUCUUUCACCACCUUCUUUAGCUUGCUUCUCUAUACCAUGAUGGUCUUUCUUCUAGAUCAAGGAGCUGGCAAAAACCGGUCUACUUGCCCGACAGAGUUCUCCUGUGGAAGCCUCGGGACGAUGAAGUAUCCGUUCUCCUCCAAUAUCUCCGGGAACGAAUGUGGGCUGUUAAAGCUUGAAUGUGAUGCAGUUCCAUUACCAAGAAUCCGAAUAGGAAGAAAAUAUUAUUAUGCUUAUGGGAAGCUGGGAGACUACAUCAGGCUAUAUGAUCCCGAGCUUGAACAAAUCGUGUUGAAUCGUCCUAGAUGCAAUUCUUUCGACACGAAUGUUUCCUUCCCGAAUUCCCCUUGUGCAUCAUUUGUCAUCCCCCACAACUUCACUGUGUUCAAAUGCCCAAACACUCCCAAAUUAACUCAACAGAUGAAUCAUUUUGGGUAUAGUAAUCACACCAAGUGUGGAGACUUCAGCGUUUUCUAUAGGCCUCCGGGUGAAGGUGAUCCACUUCCCAAUUUACCAAACCACCAUGGCUUUCCAGCCUUUCCACCCAAGUGCUCACCUAUUCUAUUGCCAUUUGAGAAAGAAUACAGCAAUAUUGACUUGUUUGACAUCAUAAGUGUUACUUUCGUCCUAGAAUGGCUGCUGUCCGAAGAUUGUUCCAACUGUCAAAAAAGAGGUGGCCAAUGUGUUACAACUGCAGAUAACCAAUUUCAUUGUUCCAAAGAAAGAGAUGUGAUCGUAAGUCGAAGAUUGGUGGUUACUUCACUGGAUUUGCGAGCUACAAUAACUGCAAAAUUAAACUUCGUCGUGUACUAUAGAGAGGACGGCAAUGAUACUGCCCCAGGCGGCGGCAACCUUCCUAUAGAGUGUUCAGUUGUUCAAUUGCCAUUUCGAAAGAAUUCCAGAAAUGGGAGGUCUCUGAAACUUGUGAGGAUUGUCAUUAUAAAGGGGGGAGAUGCCUAA
This is a messenger RNA of Ipomoea triloba (trilobed morning glory), 966 nucleotides long. RefSeq lists its product as uncharacterized. NCBI's taxonomy places the organism in Eukaryota, Viridiplantae, Streptophyta, Magnoliopsida, Solanales, Convolvulaceae. The record is from RefSeq and is a predicted model, not a curated record. Gene Ontology annotation, molecular function: protein kinase activity. The transcript has 3 exons. Gene Ontology annotation, biological process: phosphorylation. The coding region runs from base 1 to 966 and encodes 321 amino acids.